Messenger RNA from Symbiodinium sp. CCMP2592, 1191 nucleotides. The record is from the annotation of a GenBank genome assembly. NCBI's taxonomy places the organism in Eukaryota, Dinophyceae, Suessiales, Symbiodiniaceae.
AUGGGUUCCAGCGCAAGCCGUGUGGUCGGACCUCCCGAGACGCCCCCGGCUGGCCAUUGCUUUACCGCCGCAGAUUCGCAGCGAUUACGCUUUUGCGGACGGCAUCUGCAAAAUGAAGGCGGCGGAAGCGUUUCCUUCGAUUGGCCCUGCACGAGCUUCCGCUUCCGGACCCGUUCGAAGCGCGUCUGGCUGCGGAUGGAUGGCGCCAGGAACUAUUUCAACGUGCUAGUCAAUGGCGGCCUGCUGCUGGUGCUGAAGACUUCUGCGGCCCUUCGAGACUACCGCUUGGACAUCCCAGUGCCAACGGCCCCAGCGCGGCCAGCGGGAGCCGGAGGAUCUGUCGUGGAGGUGCAAAAGCGCACAGAGGCACUCAUUGGCAGCUUGUUUCAGAAGCCGACCGGCCUUGUCGUGCUGCAUGGCAUCAUUGCGGACAGCGAGCUGGAGGAGCUGCCCCCUGACGAGGUGACGCGGCAGCUGGAGUUUUUGGGAGACUCGGAGACGAGCGGAUUUGGCAACCAAGGGCCCAGCCAACCGGGCGAGCCAGGACUCAUCUCCGUGCUGUCUAUGCAUCCUGCACAUCAAGAUGCCAAUCAAGCCUGGCCAGCACUGGUCGCAGGAGCCCUCAAAGCAGACUUCCACAACAUAGCCUGGAGUGGAGCAGGUGUCGUUUGGAACGCUCCUGGCUGCUCAGCAGAAGUACCCUUCAAGGACCUCUACCUGAGAGUUCUGGGGACGAAAGAGGAGCCGACCAUCAAAAAGGGCGACGGGUGGUCUCCAGAAGCCACGGUGGUGUACCUGGGCGGGAACGACUGGUGGUCUCUCUCUUCUCGAGGUGACGAUGCCCUGAUCGACGGCUUGCGCGAGUUCCUCACGCGACUUCGUGCUUACAGAGGACCAGAAGUUCCUAUUUGCAUUCUGCUACCAUCGCCAACUUCGGUAUGCGCAUGCAUUGGCAGCUUGCCAGAUCAGGCGACCUUUGCAGCUGACAUGUCACGCUGUUGGCGUGCAGCUGCUCAGCUGGCUGGUGACGAGAAGGUCUUCCUGGAUUUGAUUGAGCCUGACCCCCCUUGCUCGCUGUCCAAUCCCUCAGACUGGGGACAGAUGGGGCAUUGGUCCGUGGAGGGGAACAAGAAGUGGGCGGCAGCCGUGGUUCCCGUUCUCAAGGCACGGCUAGAUUCGAUAACUACCUGA